Molecule: messenger RNA, 594 nt
Organism: Caenorhabditis elegans
Lineage: Eukaryota; Metazoa; Nematoda; Chromadorea; Rhabditida; Rhabditidae
Gene: Y39G8B.10
Product: ShKT domain-containing protein
Exons: 3
Coding region: 107-529 (140 amino acids)
Source: RefSeq, marked reviewed
GAGUAUGGCAGCUGAUAAUGCACGUUUUUGUGCUCAACUUUACUAUGUUCUAUAUUUUACAACACUUUUUGCAACUCUAUAAUCUAACUCUACGGCUCUGAAAAUUAUGAAGUUCUUCAUACUAGCAUUUCUUGUAUUGUGCUCACAAAUUGAUGCGGCCGACGAGUGUAAGGAUACCAGUGAUAAAUGCUCAGGGUGGGCUAAAAAUGGCUUCUGCACAAAUUGCUUCUACACUUGUGAGCAGCGAGAGCAGUAUUGCGCAAAAACUUGUGAAUACUGUGCUGGACAGAAGACUUGUGAAAAUUGUACGGUGACAACGACAACGCCACCACCAUCGGCUGUGACGAUCAAGUGCGAGGACUAUGGGGAUUUCUGCCACGCUUGGGCGAAGAAUGGAUUCUGCAACAACGACUGGUACAAAUGUUCGGAUCGCAUCAAGUACUGCCCAAAGACAUGCGGAUAUUGUUCCCCCGGAUCUUGCAAGGAUGGUAAUGCGGCGAAUCAAUUUUUAAGCCUCGAUGACUUGUAAUCCCUUGAAUUUUUGAUAUAAUGUGUAUUUAAACUCUAUGAUGAAUAAGACUAUUGUUAUCUAUA